Molecule: messenger RNA, 1389 nt
Organism: Drosophila elegans
Lineage: Eukaryota; Metazoa; Arthropoda; Insecta; Diptera; Drosophilidae
Product: valacyclovir hydrolase
Exons: 1
Coding region: 182-1012 (276 amino acids)
Source: RefSeq, a predicted model, not a curated record
UACAGCUGUUCUUAUCAAUCAGCUGUUAUCAGCGGAAACAAAAAGUGCACUUUACAAGGCGUCGUGUGUAAAGAUUUGGACAAGCUGCAAACCAUUUGCUGGACAUAUCUGAAGUGCACUCGAGAAGCCACCAAGUUUGCUGCCAUACUCAAAAAAUCCCCAAUCGAUCCCCGCUUACGUAAUGCUGGCCAAUCUGAGCAGACGAUUGGGUUCGCCCUUAAUCAAGCGAUUUGUGCACACGGAGCGGAAAGUCCGGGUUAAUGGGGCCGAUCUGAACAUUGUGGAGAGCGGCAGCGGAAAGCGGAGUCUGCUCCUGAUGCCCGGAGCCCUGGGUUCCGCCUGGACCGACUUUAAGCCCCAGAUCGAGCAGUUGCCGAAACUUCUACCGGAUCACACGAUCAUUGCCUGGGAUCCGCCGGGUUAUGGGAAAUCAGUGCCCCCGCAACGCAAGUUCGGACUGGAUUUCUUCCAGCAGGAUGCCCAGGCAGCCGUGGACUUGAUGCGGGCCCUGGACAGGCCAAGAUUCUCCAUUCUGGGCUGGAGCGAUGGAGGCAUCACGGCCCUCAUCGUAGCUGGUCGCCAUGCCGACGCAGUGGAGCGCCUGGCCAUCUGGGGAGCAGGUGCCUACCUUAACGCCGACGAAGUCAAGGCCCUCAAGAACAUCCGCGAUGUGGCCAAAUGGUCGCCCCGCAUGCGGGAGCCCAUGGAGAAGGUGUACGGCGUGGAGAGGUUCCCCCAACUGUGGGCCGAAUGGGUGGACGCCGCCUGCUCCUUCUACGAUCAAAAGGACGGGGAUUUUUGUCGAUCUGAAGUGGAACAAAUAAAGGCUCCCACUUUUAUACUGCACGGAAAGAAGGAUCCCAUGAUCGCAGCGGAGCACAUUCCCUGGCUAAUAGAGAAGUUGCCCCAGGCCAAAUACCAUGAGUUCCCCGAGGGCAAGCACAAUAUCCACCUACGUUAUGCGGAGGAGUUCAACAAACUGGUAGCCGAUUUCUUUAACAAAAAGGAUUAGACUAACUACUUUCUUUAAACAGUCAAAACUAUUUAACUUUAUUUCUUUAAUGGUAAAAUCAUAUAUUGAUAAUGCACUUCUAUUGAUCUAAAAGUGUUUUAUAAGUCAACCUCUCUUUUGGUAGAUAGUGAUUCGAGUUAUCUGAUUUCGACUGUAAUAGGAAAUAGGGUCCAAGGGUCCAAUAUAUUUCAAAGAAGAAACUGAUAGUUUUGAUGAAUCAAAUUCAUAUCUAAACUAAAGAAAAUUGUUUAUCUAUUGUAUGAAUCAUGUCGAAAUUAAUUGAGGAUAACCAUAUCUUUUAAGUAAUAAAAGGAAAGUGACAACUGCCGAAGAAUAACUGAAGGCCUACAGAGUGAUAAAUAAAUUUAUAAAUUAUA